This is a messenger RNA of Caenorhabditis briggsae, 525 nucleotides long. The coding region runs from base 1 to 525 and encodes 174 amino acids. Lineage: Eukaryota; Metazoa; Nematoda; Chromadorea; Rhabditida; Rhabditidae. The record is from RefSeq and is a predicted model, not a curated record. The transcript has 5 exons.
AUGGCUGGUUCAUAUAUUGUCAAGAAUUCAAAAUUCUCAAUUGACUUUCUAACUGAAUUUUCCAACUUCGAACAGAAACUCCCAAAAGGAGCUCAUGGGUCAGACAAUGAUCUUUCUGCAUAUACUGGAUGUAUCAGAGGAAUUCUUGGCUCUAGAACUGAUUUCGGAAAUAUUCGGAUAAUGAAAAAAGGAACUGGUUGGUCUAGAGAUGACUGGCUUACGAGUGGACUCUGGAAUCCUGCCAGAGAUUUCAUGCUUCAUGGAUGGAAAACAAAACAAUUGAAAACUACACCAAGUGAUGUUUUAGAGCCGAUUCCCAUGAACUACGAUCAAUGGUAUAAUCCACUAGCAAGGCCAAUUGUAGUGGAAAGAUGUUUUAUAGGAAACACAUCUUGGUCAUACUCUCCUCGUGUCCUUGGUGAUCGGAAACAAAUUGAUGAAUUACUGAUGGAAUAUGCUAGAAAAGUUGAUAAAGAAAAAGCAAAAUCAUUGGGUAGAUUACCCCUUAUUCUAGAAAAUCCCUAA